AUGACCCUUGCUCUGGCGCAAAGUAUGAUCGAUACUGACGGGUAUGACCAUGCUACCUCGGUUGGAUACUUUCUCGAUUGGUUAGAUACUGGUCGCUUCAGCUCAGCCGACAAAUCAUUUGAUUGGGGAGGAACGACGCGCUUAUCGUUACGUUACUGGAGGACCGACAUCGCCAAAAUUGGAGAGAGAAAACAGCUCGAAAAAACACAACAGACUGUCAGGAAAAUUGCACGCCGCGUUGCAGGAGUGCAGAGUGAAGUUACUCAUCCUAUGCGCUCAUGUAUGGAGGCUUGCCAGCUUUACACGGAUCUUAUGACUGGAGUUAUGCUUGGCGAGUCAAAGGAGCAGCUCUUUGAGAGGGUUAAGAGUUUUGAAUUCAUUAAUCCUAACCCGCAACUUGCUAAUCGUAUAAGGAAGUAUAAAACCCUUCAGGAGUGGAAGGCAACAAAACCUGAGGAUAUCACCAGUACUGGAUUUGUGAUAGAUACGUUGGAAUGUGUGCUGUGGGGAUUCUUCAGGUAUAAUGGCUUCGCCAAUGGUGCUAUAGCGGUAGUCAACCUGGCUGGCGACGCAGACAGUGUCGGUGCAAUCUAUGGGGCUCUUGCAGGUGCUUACUAUGGGGUUGAAUGUAUUCCAUCUAUUUGGACCUCCAAGAUGCAGAAACCUGAUCUUAUCGAACAGGUUGCCAAUCAGUUCGCAGAGAAGGUCGCUGCCAAUGCUUUCGCGUCUUCGUGA
This is a messenger RNA of Penicillium malachiteum, 735 nucleotides long. RefSeq names its product ADP-ribosylglycohydrolase family protein. Bases 1 to 735 code for a protein of 244 amino acids. Lineage: Eukaryota; Fungi; Ascomycota; Eurotiomycetes; Eurotiales; Aspergillaceae. The record is from RefSeq and is a predicted model, not a curated record. The transcript is spliced from 3 exons.